Molecule: messenger RNA, 2931 nt
Organism: Pleurotus ostreatus (oyster mushroom)
Lineage: Eukaryota; Fungi; Basidiomycota; Agaricomycetes; Agaricales; Pleurotaceae
Exons: 7
Coding region: 1-2931 (976 amino acids)
Source: RefSeq, a predicted model, not a curated record
AUGCAGAUUGCCAACGACGACGAGCACAGCGACGAGCACAACGCCCAGAUGAUUCACCUGGAACAUCACAAAAUUCUGCCUGCUUGGGACGGCCUUCCCCCUCAUGAUGACAGCAGCUUCAAUCCAGACUCAUUCUUAUCAGAUUCCCCUAACUCAAAGCCCGCCAGCAAUUUCUCCGCACAGCAGCAACAGCCAGAGACAAAUCCACAAUCAAUAACUCAAUCAUCUGACCCAGCCGAAUCUGACCCAGCCGAAUCACAUACAUCUCCUCCACAACCACCGUCAACAACAAAUCCUCAGGACGGCAGUACGGGCGUGCCAUCGCCACCCGGGGACGACCGCAGUUCAUCACUAUCACCGCUGCCUGAAGCAGGGUCACCGCAGACUACGCACAACGAGGCCACAGGCUCACCGGCUCCUGCCCCGACGUCUAAGGAAGACGACGAGGCUGCCAGCGAAAAACCUUCUUUGGUAGCGAUAAAGACUGGUCUGGAACAAUCAUCACGCCAAUCGACUCCCCUCAGCGAGCCUCCAGACCAGGAGGACGAUGCUGACCCUUCCGCCGACAAUUUGAAGGAAGGCAUGCAGGAAGAGUCGGCAGGCGCGCAGACGGGUGAGGCCAAUGGUGUGGAUUCGAAGGAGACAAAACCGCCGGAAGGAGCUCAGAGUGGGAAGGGGUCUGGGAGAGGUGGAGGUUCGACGCCUGGGGAUGUAAAUGCGGCUUCAGCAUGGAAUAAGGACUCGGCGACAACGAACGACUCUCAUUCAGUACUACCCUCUCCUGUUGCUCCUAGUCCAACGUCCACCGUACCACAGGCAAGCGACCCGAAGGUUGUCGCUGUGUUGGGGUUGAAUGUUGAGCUACUUAAAGUUUUCAUGGAAUUUCAAACCCGUGGGAUGCCCAUGGCGGAUCCAAUUCCUUCACAGUACUGCGCUCGCCUUCAAUCAAAUCUUGCUUGGCUCGCUGCGGCCGCCGAUCAAAGUAGACAAGGCAAUCAUAGCCAGAUUUCUCUACCCAUGAUGGACCCGCCUUCACCCGUGGACUUCGCCCCCAAUGAGCGCAUACGCCAGCUGUAUUCUGACCUUCCUUCUGUGUUUGCAAAAGAGAUGGCCCGCCGGCAACAAGCGGUUCUCUCCUCCGUCAAUGCAUCAUCUGCUCUCUCUACGCCCGUCCCUCCCUCUACUCCCGCGCUAACGAAUCCCAUGCCCGGUACACCCGGCACACCCAAUCCCUCAGUCAAUCACCUCAAACGCGACCGUCCGCAUGAUGCGCACACACCCAGCGAACCGACGAGUAUCAAGCGCAGAGAUACCGGAGAAAGCAAGCCUAACUUCGGCGCUGUUUCUCCGUCGCCCGUCCCAAGCACUCCCUCCCACAAUAACAUGGGCCCGACAAGCGCCGGAAACAUAGGCAACAAUAUGUAUAUGAACCAGGCCAACGGUACUCCCACCACACCCAACCAAGCGCAACUAGGUCUGGGUAUGCCCAACGGUGUAAGUGGGGGUGGGGGUCAAGGAGGCUCGCCUGCCCCUUUCCCCAUGGGCCCUUUAGGGACCAAUCUUGUGAAUACGGCUGAGGCCCAAUUAGCCGCUACCAACAGGGAUCGAGCCAGGCAGGCCCAGAUACGAGCCGCUCAGCAGUUACAACUUCAGCAGCAGCAGCAGUCGCGACAGAUGUCCCCAUCGUCAUCCUCCGGAAUGCCAAACAACCAGAUGGGUGGUCAGAUGCCGAAUGCUGCUAUGAACAACGUUCCUGGUGUAUCCAGCCCCGGCGCGAACCCCAACGGGUCCGGCAACACGAUGAGCAUGAACAUGGGAGGCGGAAAUGCACCACAGCAGGCACACUCGCAAAGCGGCGGCGGUAUGAGCCAACAAAACUUCCAGGCGAUGUACCAAAUGCUACAGACGCCAAAUCAUCCAUUCGUGAAUUAUAUGAUCAGGAACGUGCAAGGCUUCGCUCAACUACCUCUUCAAGCCCAACUGCAGAAAAUGAUGGUCGCCCAGAACGUUAUUCAACAGCAAAGAGAGAGAGCGAAUAUGGCCAACGCUAGUGGUGGGAUGUCGCCUACUGCCAGCAUGAGCGGACAGCAAUUUCAAGGCCAAGCUAAUAUGAGCCCCGUUUCACCUGUUGCCAAUUCACCGUCAAUACCACAGGGCGCCCAGGGAGCUGGGUUCCCGACUGGCAGCGGAAACAUGGGACAAGGUGGCAUGGACCCGCGAAUACAAUUAUCUCAAGGCAUGAAUAUGAGCAAUGUUUCUGCCCAACAGCGGCAGCUUUAUUUGCUCCAACAACAGGCUAGGGCAGGCGGCGGCGGCGGGGCUGGAGGGAAUAACCAUACUAUGAUGUUGGCGUUACAGCAGCAGGAGCGGAUGCGUCAGCAGAUGGGCCAGCAAGGACAAGCGACAUCACCAACGAUAGGAUCGCCUAUGUCCGGAAAUAUGCCGGAUAUCUCUUCCCUCCGGUCGAAUAAUGGUAUUCCCGGUAUAGCGAGGAGUGCGAGGUCGCCGUCGGACAAUGCGCCAUCUCCAAUGACGCCUCGAGUACCGACACGGGGCCCAAGCAUGGGGCAGGAGGAUUAUCAAAGGAUGUUGAUGGCGCAACAGGCACAACAGGCGAAUCGGAUAGCUGCCCAGAGUCCCAUCGGAUUCGGGCAGCAGUCGCAAGCUGCAUGGCAACAAAACCAGAUGCAGCAACAGCAGGGGAUGGGCAACCAGGGUGGUUAUGGUGGUGCUGGCUCGCCGUCAAUACAGCAACAAAACUGGUCUCAACAGCAAGGAGGAUACCCAUUCGCGUCAUCGCCUGGAGGGGAGCAUCCCCAGGCAAUUCGACAUAUGUCUGGCACUCCCGGUCCUCAAAAUUCGAAUCCCCAGCCUGAGUCUGGGAUGGUUGUUCCCUCGGACUUUAACAAUCUUCUGGACUGGCCGCAAUAG